Messenger RNA from Opisthorchis viverrini, 474 nucleotides. RefSeq lists its product as hypothetical. Gene Ontology annotation, biological process: mitochondrial electron transport, cytochrome c to oxygen. The transcript is spliced from 3 exons. The coding region runs from base 1 to 474 and encodes 157 amino acids. Lineage: Eukaryota; Metazoa; Platyhelminthes; Trematoda; Opisthorchiida; Opisthorchiidae. The record is from RefSeq and is a predicted model, not a curated record. Gene Ontology annotation, cellular component: mitochondrial inner membrane.
AUGAUUCGCUCUGUCCAGACAGCUGGCCGUUUGCUGUUCCGUAGUUCUCAGAGGGAAACCUUUCUGCGCCCUUUAAUAAAGGCCGGGGCACACUCUACUAAUCCUGAAUACUUCAAUCGCGUGGAACCAUACGAAAUAUAUAGAUCUCGUUUCCUCAAUGCUUUCAAUGACCAGACACUAGAUAGUUGGUGGGUGAGGCAUUGGCUGCUAAAGCUACACCAAGAAGACUCAAUCCCUCCUCCUGAAGUGGUUGAAAGUGCUCUUCGAGCCUGUCGGCGGCUGAAUGAUAUUGCGCUCGCAAUUCGCUUCCUGGAGACGAUCAGACUGAAAUGCAAGGUUGUUUCUGGAUCUUGGGAUUGGAUGCAGAAAGAGAUAGACCCGACCAUGAAGGAGUUAGGAAUACCUACCUUGGCCACAUUGGGAUACGAGAAACCGCAGUUGGCCUUCCCGGAUCCCGACGAUUGUUUCACUUAG